GAAGACAAAAUGGCGGAAUACAAGGGUGCUUCGAGAGAAGGGCAAAGAGCCCAAGCUCUACUGAAGAAACGAGAAAAAAUGAAAGAAGAUAUGGAAGCUAGGAAGAAGAAAAUUGCUGAGAAAAACAAGAUUGGAGACAUUACAAGCAAGUUUUCAUCGCAGUACGAUGUCGUAGAACAGCAGUUGAAAGAGAGUACCAUUGGUUUGGUUACCUUGGAUGAGAUGAAGGCCAAGCGAGACACUCUUGUGAGAGAACAUGAAAAACAACUUGCAGCAAAACUAAAAAUAGAUGAGGAGGAGAGUAAGAAGUCAAAACGGGAAAAGAAGAGAGAAAAACAGAAGCAAGCUGCCACUUUGUCAUUUGGACUUGACGAGGAAGAGGAUGAGGAUGAAGAACCUGCUGUAGUUUUCAAGAAAAAGAAACUUGGAAAAAACCCAGAUGUUGACACCUCAUUUCUCCCUGACAGAGAACGAGAGGAAAUGGAAAGAAAAGAAAGAGAACGACUGGGACAGGAAUGGAUACAAAAGCAAGAAAAAAUCAAAAAUGAGGAAAUACAGAUCACCUACAGCUACUGGGAUGGUUCAGGUCACCGACGUACUACUAAGAUGAAAAAGGGCAACAGCAUCUCUCAGUUUCUACAGAAAUGCAUAGAGGAGCUUAGAAAGGAUUUUGCUGAAUUUAGAACUAUCACAACAGAAAACCUGAUGUAUAUAAAGGAAGAUCUUAUCAUGCCUCAACAUUACUCGUUCUACGAUUUUAUUGUCAACAAAGCCAGAGGUAAAAGUGGUCCUUUAUUCAGCUUUGAUGUACAUGAAGAUGUGCGAAUCUCAAGUGAUGCGUCAGUUGAGAAAGACGAGUCUCACGCUGGCAAAGUUGUCCUACGUACCUGGUACGAGAGAAAUAAGCAUAUAUUCCCUGCCAGUAGAUGGGAACCGUACGACCCUGAAAAGAAGUGGGACAAAUACACGAUUUCAGACACCCCCAAGAACACAUAAAAGGGCAAGAUUCAAGACAUAAAAAAUUGCCUUAAAUCAGUCAUAAUAGUAUACUAAUCCAUGUACACUUUACUCCAAAUGUUGUAUACUUAUUUAAUAAAUUUUCCAAUGAAUUGC
Exaiptasia diaphana is the source of this 1113-nucleotide messenger RNA. RefSeq names its product protein FAM50A-A. Gene Ontology annotation, cellular component: nucleus. The record is from RefSeq and is a predicted model, not a curated record. Lineage: Eukaryota; Metazoa; Cnidaria; Anthozoa; Actiniaria; Aiptasiidae. The coding region runs from base 10 to 996 and encodes 328 amino acids. Gene Ontology annotation, biological process: chromatin organization. The transcript has 12 exons.